Bipolaris sorokiniana ND90Pr is the source of this 2693-nucleotide messenger RNA. RefSeq lists its product as uncharacterized. Lineage: Eukaryota; Fungi; Ascomycota; Dothideomycetes; Pleosporales; Pleosporaceae. Gene Ontology annotation, biological process: protein phosphorylation. The record is from RefSeq and is a predicted model, not a curated record. Gene Ontology annotation, molecular function: protein serine/threonine kinase activity; ATP binding. The coding region runs from base 357 to 2327 and encodes 656 amino acids. The transcript is spliced from 4 exons. Gene Ontology annotation, cellular component: nucleus; plasma membrane; cytoplasm.
CCCUGCCCUCCGCCUCCGCCUCCGCCUCUACCUUCACCUCCACCUCUCCCAUCUCCUCUUCCUCCUCGCCCGCUGCUCCCGCGUGGCAGUCAAUUGUCUUCGCUGCUUGCUUGCCUGGCCAGCCCCUUGUGCCCCACUGCCAGCGUCCUUCUUUGCCAACUCCCGUUCGACGCUCCAGCCACACGCAUCGCGAUCCCGGCACCUUGGCCUUUCCCGCCGUGCCAUGGCCCACUGACCGUUAAACGCGCAACCGAAUACUCCUCCCUGAGUUCCUGUCUCCGCCUCACUAGCUGCUAUCCGCUAGGCGUAUCACUCGCCUGCUGCGCGUUUUCCAUCCCUCCUGUCCUCCCACGGCUAUGACGCAGCUUUUCAACUCGUCUCCAUCAAGCCACUCCACCAUGACCGAGAAACGCACCUUUUCGGGCAAGGCCCUGUCCAUCAACAAGUCGGUCAAUGGAAAGGACGGCCAGGUCUCGCAGCGCAUCAAGAACUUCUUCCGCAUCAACAGCAGCAAUGACGCCCAGAAGCUCUCCGACGACGCCACGGGCGGUGCCCCAAACCCCAAGAAUGAGAAGUCGGGCUUCCGCCAAUCACGAUUCAUCCCGCACAUCACUCGCAACCGUUCUCAGACCGUCGCCAGCGAAGGCAAUCCCCUCGACGACGGCCUCUCGCCCACCGCCCAUGCCAACCCGUAUUUCGCCCACCAGGGACCCCCUGCACUGCGCCACCACAACGAUGGCAGCGUGCCCCCAUCUCCUACAGAUUCACAAACCAUACCCAAGACACAAGUGAACGGUGGCAACGGUCCCGAGGAUGAUCAUGCCACGACGGCUGGAAAGGAGGAAUUGGCAAGGAAACUACGGAGGGUAGCUUCUGCUCCCAACGCUCAGGGCUUGUUCUCAUCUGGCAAGUCUAAUGAAAGGCCACAGACUGCUGAACUCGGCAAGCAGCCCGUCCUGCACCACCCGAACUCAUCCACCCUGAGCAUGGUUGAAACGCAUUCGCAAGACUCGACCCACCUUCUACCCAGCGACGCCAGCAAGCCUAUACCGUCUCCGGGCCAGAUUCGCAAUUCUGUAGCUUUCAGGAGGACCUACAGCUCGAAUUCCAUCAAGGUUAGGAACGUUGAGGUCGGCCCAGGCAGCUUCGACAAGAUCAAGCUGAUUGGCAAGGGUGAUGUCGGAAAGGUCUAUUUGGUGCGGGAGAAGAAGUCUAGCAGGCUCUACGCUAUGAAAGUGCUGAGCAAGAAGGAGAUGAUCAAGCGAAACAAGAUCAAGCGUGCGUUGGCUGAGCAGGAAAUUCUGGCGACCAGCAACCACCCAUUUAUCGUUACUCUAUACCACUCUUUCCAAUCCGAAGACCACCUCUACCUCUGCAUGGAAUACUGCAGUGGCGGUGAGUUCUUCCGCGCUCUGCAGACACGACCAAACAAGUGCGUUGACGAGGACGCUGCGCGGUUCUACGCUGCUGAGGUUACGGCUGCAUUGGAGUACCUGCACUUGAUGGGCUUCAUCUACCGGGAUUUGAAGCCAGAAAAUAUCCUCCUCCAUCAGUCCGGCCAUAUCAUGUUGUCAGACUUUGACUUGUCGAAACAAUCGGACACUGGCGGUCGCCCAACCAUGAUUCUCAGCGGCCGAAGCGGUACUUCGUCGAACAAUCUGCCAACCAUUGACACCAAAUCUUGUAUCAACAAUUUCCGAACUAAUUCCUUCGUUGGUACCGAGGAAUACAUUGCGCCAGAAGUUAUCAAGGGCUGUGGACAUACGAGUGCGGUCGACUGGUGGACCCUUGGAAUUUUGAUUUACGAAAUGUUGUACGGAACCACACCCUUCAAGGGCAAGAACCGUAACGCAACUUUUGCCAACAUUCUUCGAGACGAAGUACCCUUCCCAGAGGGUUCUGGUGCACCGCAAGUGUCAAAUCUUUGCAAAGCCAUUAUUCGUAAGCUGCUCAUCAAGGAUGAGACUCGCCGCCUCGGUUCACGCGCUGGUGCCUCGGAUAUCAAGAGUGCGCCAUUCUUUAAGACCACGCAAUGGGCGCUACUGCGUCACAUGAAACCUCCUAUAAUUCCCCACCAGGGCCAAGGCAUAGAAACGCCUAAUUUCCGAAACGUCAAAGAGUCGCAGAGUGUGGAUAUUGGUGCUGCGAAAUCCAAGGGUGUGCCGCUAGACUCUGGUCUUGCUACACCCAUGGGCGAGGUAGCAGAUCCAUUUGAGGAGUUUAACAGCGUCACCCUUCACCACGAUGGAGAUGACCACCACGACCACCAUCACGACUACAGCGAAUCUGGACACUCUGAGUACUCGCAGACCAACUCGCAUCGAUAGGACGAGUGGUGAUUUGUACACUCCAGACGGGGUCUUAGGUAGGCCAUUUGUAUCCGAUGCUCUUCUCGACUCUGUUUGUUUUGCUUUUGACGUAUGAUAGAAAAAUGAGUGUCUUCCAUGUCAUUGGCGUUUCAAGGGUACUAAGUUCUUUCUGUCAUUCGAGCAUAUUUCUUUUCAACUUUUCAAGCCAGCAUUUUUUCAGCUCCAAAAUCUUUUCGGCGUUGUUUGUUUGUGUUUUAGGGGCAUGGAUGUCGAGGGACAUGAAGUAUAACAGUAGGUAGCUUGGACAACGGGCUGCAGGACAAUAUUGACUGGGUUUGUGAUCUUAGGAAAAGAGGAAUUAAUCACAAGACGUAUUUUUCUGCA